Vespa mandarinia (Asian giant hornet) is the source of this 8860-nucleotide messenger RNA. RefSeq names its product Linear Ubiquitin E3 ligase (gene LUBEL). Gene Ontology annotation, biological process: protein linear polyubiquitination. The record is from RefSeq and is a predicted model, not a curated record. Gene Ontology annotation, molecular function: ubiquitin protein ligase activity; linear polyubiquitin binding; K63-linked polyubiquitin modification-dependent protein binding. NCBI's taxonomy places the organism in Eukaryota, Metazoa, Arthropoda, Insecta, Hymenoptera, Vespidae. Gene Ontology annotation, cellular component: LUBAC complex.
UAGAGAGACUCCGAAACGUCUUGUUCGAGUGCGAGGCAUCGUGAUAUAUUUACGCGAACGGGGAGACUCCGGUAGAAAGGAUGGCAUCGGUCCAGCAACCACGUUACUGAAAUAGAUUUCGGCGCUGGUAAUGCAACGGGUCCUCCUCGUAGGCAAUGAAUAGCGGCAAGAAGAUCAGUAGCGCGUCGGCCAGUUCCCGAGGAAAAACCGGAGGUACCCGACUCCGCGAGCUACACAUGAACAAUCCGGGAGCUGAAAAAUGGCGGCCCAUGGCCAUUUCGAAUCCAUCUACUCGAUUGCGUAUGGCACGGACCAUGCCUCAUUGGGUAUUGGCACAACAACAGAAGGAUGCAGAGGAGCGGAAGGAACGAAUACCAACGCCACCGAAGGUACCACCACCAUCGCUCUCCGGAGACUGUGGUGACCCAGACUAUGAGAUCAUCGAAUUCCCGAUCCGUGGAACACCCCAGAAAACGACACCAAUAUCGACCGACCUAACAUCCAUUACGAAACAUAGCAAAUGUGCUCUAUGCGGCACCGAGAACGUUUUCGCACGAUGCGACACCUGCAAAGAGAAUUAUUGCGAAGCUUGUGACGACAUGAAUCAUAAACAUCCCAAGAGAAAAGCUCACGUUAGACGAAGGAUCGUGACCGAGACAGCAGCAAAGAACAGACCACCUUUGCCACCAAAAGGUGAAAAUCUAGGUGGUCCACCUCCUGUACCACCACCGAGAAGAAAUCGCAAGAGCUCUCAGGCCAAACUCACGCAGAAUCAAGGAGCUACGAAUCGAUCAUUGAUCGAGAAACCAGGAAGUACGAAGCGUGAUCUUUCCAACGCUAGUGGAUCAUCGUCGGCGUCUAGGGAGACAAAUUUUCAAGGAUCGAAGAUAACGCGAUCAACGAUUAAUACCACGAUCGAAGGAUCAGGAUCGGGUACCGACAAAAUGUCUACCUUACAGGAAAGAUACAGGAGAUAUCAGGAAGCAAUGAGAGCACAAGAUGCAAAUCGACGAAGACGUACACCAUCGGAUGCUUCGUCGAGAGAAACCACAAGUCCCAGGCCGGUUAGCAUAGGGAGUUCUAAAGCUACGCCACCUUUACCACCUCCACCACCUCCAAGAUCUAUAAUACAAUCGACCAGCGUGUGCGAUCUCACGACACCACCGCAUAUGUGGAAUCUUGGAAUGCAUCAGGCACAAUCGAUGGCACAGUUAGGUCCCGGUGGAAUGCCAAUGAUGUGGUACUCGCCGAACAAUCCCUGGGACGCUUCGUCAAUGAGUGCUUCGACCUUGAGUUUAAAUCAUCCAGCUUUAUGGGCAUACCCCAUGGGAUAUCAUCCGUCUCAAAUGUUACCACCGCAUUAUCCGGGAACUUUGUCAAGACCGCACAGUCCAGCGAGGAGUAUAAAAUCUAGCAGAAGGUCCAGGGCACCCUCACCAUCUCCAAGUAUAAAAUCAAGAAAGUCUAUCGUCUCGAGAUCGAGAUCGAGAAUAUCACCAGGAUCGCCAUCGGAUGCUAGCUCCGAAGAUUCCGAGGAAUCUGAUUUUGACGAUAGACUUUCUCGAGGAUCGAGAAGUAUCAGACGAGGUAGCGUUCCAAGAAGUAUCAGACAAAGAAGUUAUCAGGAUAACGAUGGUUCUAGAACUUUACUUUCUCGACCUCGUCGAGAGAGACUAACGUCGGAGGAUAGGAUGACCAGUACGGAGGAACAAUGGUCUGAAAAUCAAUCGACCAGACGGUACUCGAUGUCCUCAAGAGGUUACGAGGACUCUCGAAGGAAUACAAUCGAUUCUCGCCUUCGGAACAUUGAAAAUGGGACUUACCACGAUCAACGACGCGAACGACGACGACGUAAAAGUACCGACGAGGAACUGUCCGAUCGAAAAUCUAAUCCAACAGCUAGAACGAGGAUCACAAGUUCCUCCGACGAUCAUUUCGAACGGACGGAAAAACGUUCGACGUUAUACGACGACGAAAUCCUUUCGACGAAGAGACAAUCUUUAAGAGGCGAAGACGAUUCGAGGAGAUCUAUCUCGCAGAGAGCUUCGAGAAUGACUAUGGCCGCCGAGGCGGAAAGACAAGCUCUAGAUUCAACCUUGAAAAGAGAAAUAGAAAAUGAUACCUUGGAACGUCUUUCGUCGCGUUCUAUACGAAACGCCACAACGGAUGUCGAGGAACUGCGUAAAAGGGAACAACGAAUUCAGGAGCAAAAUAUAAUCUCGUCGAAGAGAAUAUCGUCGUUUAAAAGAGAGGACUCGUUGGAUAAGAGUGAACGAUCUUCGGUACACCGUAGCUCGAGAAGGUCUUCCAUCGAAACGGAUAUAAAUCCAAAUUUAAAAAGAUUAUCCGCACGUGAAAUAUCCCGAACAAAGGAGGACGACGAUAGGAGUUUAACGAGCAAUAAAAAAGAAUCGAGCAUAGAUCGGGACUCUCAAAUAUCUCGAAAUAACGAAUCGAUUCAAAUCAAAGAGAAGAAAAUCUACGUCGAAGAUAACAAUGAGUCGUUCAAAGGAUCGAAAGAAAUAGUAAAUGCGUUGAAGAAAAAUUCUCCUACGUAUAAAAAAGGUACGAUCGAAUUACCAACUGACGAAUGGUCCUGCGAGCACUGUACUUUCAUUAACAAAAUCACCGAACGCGUUUGCGUAAUCUGCUGCAAAACCAGAAGCAGUGCUCUACCUUCGAACGAGACGGAUGAUCCCGAUCCCAACAUAGAAGAUAUUCAAACAAUCGAUAACGAUAACAAACAAGUGUCGGGUUCUACCGAGGAUCCUAAUCUCGAUUUGGAGAAGAAAACAAAUCUUUUGAAAAUCUCAAAUAGCGAAGAAAGUGGUGACAGUGGAUCGACAAAGAACAAAGGUAUAAGCCUAGCAGAAAGUUCGACAGAUAUGCAUGACGUUAAAUUAUCCGAAGCAUCGACCACGUCCGAGAAAAAAGACGAAGUAACUUUGACAUCCUCGACACCAACAUUAUCCUUAUCAAAAGGAAUUAAUCCUGAAGAUAUCGAAGAACUCGUAAAACGACCAGAGAUAUCUAAAUCCAAUGAGAGGAUCGAAGAAACUCGUAAAGUUUCAACUGGAACAUCUCCGCCACCUCAAAGUAUCUCCACCCAAACAUACGAUUUCCUUCCACGAGGAGGUAGUGGUUCCCUUCGUAGAUCGAUGUCGACUUCCAAAGGAUUUUUGUCCUACGAGGAUAGCGAGACAGAGGAACCAAACAGAUUUACAAACAGUCCCGAUCUUUAUCCACGAACUAUACACGAACAAUAUCUACGGCAGGCGAUUUCAAGUCAGAGCAGAGAUCGAACACGAAGAAAUUCCAUCGACUCAGCUCAUCUAUAUUAUCGCUCUAGGGAACCUAGCCAACCUAGAUUCAUCGAAGUAGGUCCUAGUACAUCAUCUCAAGGUGUAUCUACGUUGACUCGUCAAGGAUUAGAAAUCGUCGAGCUCUUGCGAGAAGCCGAGAGACAAGGAUAUUCGACUGACGACGUACAGGUGGCCCUAACACAGGGUGCAUCCAAUCCAAUAGAAUGGUUAAAGACGCAAUGGCCUCGUUCGAUCGAAGCCGUUCAAAUUUUGGUAAGCACUCAGGGAAAGGAACAAAGAGAGAAUAAUAUCGGUGUCCUUUCUGUCAACGAAGCGAAGGAUGCUUUAAGAUCGGUCAAAGGUGACGUUUGGAAUGCUGUCACCAUUGCUAUCCAACGUAGACAGCACAAGACCGCAGAAAUUCUAACAAAGGGCAAUUUUACGAUGGCUGAUGUUGUUAAAGCUCUCGAUAACAACGAUGGCAUCGUCGAUGCCGCUUUACUCGAGUUACAGAAAAAUCAAUUGAAGCCAUUUUUAAUGAGGAUCUGGGGUCCUCCGGUCGGGGUCGAAAACGAUGGGGCUGCACCACAAGGAGAUGCGGCUGGUAUAGUUGGUGGUGCAACAAGGAUUCUCGAACAGAUUACCAAUGUAUCGGAUACGGAGGCGAAGAAGCAGGUAAUGUCACCAAUUAUUGACAAUUUCGUCGCAUUGCAGACCGACUUUAGAAAACAGCUGGCGGCGUUAAGACAAAUGACUUAUAAUUGGGAAUACGAGAAAGACCCUCUAAACAACACUCGAGGUAAUAAUUCGGUUGAUUUACUCGGCAGCUCGAACGGCGAAGACCCGACGAUCGACGAAACCCUAUUACCAAGAUCACUAGAAAAUAUUAAUUCAAGUCAAACGAUAGACGUAGAGAUUGAACAAACGGAUAAAUUAGAAAAUACCAUGGAUGAUAAAGAUAAUCGAUUAGAGAGUGAUAUAAUUGAAUCAAUGGAAAAUAAACAGGAUAACGAUGAUACGAAUAUUAUAGGAAAUAAUGUGGGAUUAACGGAGGAGAAAGAAUUCGAGAUCAAUGACGAAAAUAAAAUAAAAGAAAUAAUUCGUAUCGAUGAAUCGUCGAAGGUAAUAAAAACUCAUGAUGAAGACGAUCGAAAUAAUAAUUUCAAAGAAGAUAUUACGCUGGUGGAUUCAUACGAUGCCGUAGUUACGAAUGAGAAACAUUUCAAUUCUGAAAUUGCUACGGUUACAGAGAAAUCCGAUGAUGAGGAUGUUACGAAAGGGAAUAAAGAAAUGGCGAAUGAGAAUGAAAUAUCGAUGGGCGAUAGGAAUAAGGAGGAUGGAAAGCUCUUUCGUAACAAGACUUUGCCGGAGGAUAAAAAAAAUAUUUCACAAGAGUCCUCCCUUCAACGAGAUACAAAUAUCGUCGAGCAAUCGGAUCUGAAAAUGCAUAAUGACGCUACGGAUCGUACGAUAACAAGAAAAAUAAACGAAUCUAAGAUAGAGAAUUUAUUUACGAACGAACGUUCUACCAUAAACGAGGUUGAUUUAGAAGUAAACGCUGUAUCUCAGUCUAAAACGAUGGAUUUGCUAAUGUCUGCUGUUAAAUCCUUGCCAGAACAAAUGAUAGGUCCUUUCGUAAAAGCUAUGAAAAUGUUAUCGCCCAAAUUGACGACAAUCGAUACCGAUACCGAUGUAAAUGAAAACGAUUAUACCAACCUUGCCUCUAAUCCUCAUUCUGUUCAUUCCGAGUCAAUGAUCGGAGGAAAGGAGGAAGAAAAUGAUAAUGUAAAUGAUCGACCGAUCGAUAUACUUGUUUUAGAUAAAAAGGAUAUUAAAGGUAGAAUUUCUGAAUCCAUCGAUGAAAAUAAAAAGAUUACAACGAUCGAUAGGGCUUUAGAAGAAAUAGAAAUCGAACAAUCAUCUAUGGUCGUACUUGAUAACGAAAAUGAAAAUAAUAAUAUAUCGAAGGCAAAUAACGACAACGUGAAUUUCGAAGGAAAAGAUUUGACGAAUCAACAGAAGGACUUCCGAGCGGUAGCUGUAAACGAUUGCGCUCCGAUCAAAGAAAUAGAAAAAAUUAAUUCCGAAUUGGAAAACGGAAAGAAAAUCGUUGAUAAGAUUAAGGAGGAACCGAUCGAUGAUUUAAACGUUAACAUUUCCGAAAAGAUUAAAUCCAAUGACAUUGACAAAAUCGAAACGAAUUUAAUUGAAUCAAUUGAUAGUGCGACAAAACUAACGAGAGGUGAUAUUAUUAAAGAACGAUCUAAAUCGCCGGUAAAAAAAGUAAGUAGAAGAAAAUCACCAGUUAAGAUCAUAAAGAGAACUAAUACGCUUCUACCUAAAAAGAUCUCGACAAAAAUCAACGUUCUUCCGAGAACCAAUGCUCUUGUGAAAGCGAAAAACGCAGCCGCUGAAAUAAUGAAGAAACCGAUCGGUUUGAAAAGUAUUACAAAGAUUGAAGACACACGAUCGAAUGGAUCCAUCGAACAUAUUAAAGACGAUCGCGUUAAGAGAUCAGAGAAUACAAUAAAAUCAAUAAAAUCAUCGAUCGAUAAUGAAAAAAGAUCUACGAGCUCUACGAAUCAAAGAUCGAUCGAAUCGACGUUUGUACGAUCUAAAGAAACGACAAAUAUCAAGGACGAAAGAAUAGAAUUCGAAAGAGAUGAGAGUGUCGAUAAAAACAAGUCUAAAGUUAAAUUCAUUUCGAAAAUUCCCAUUUUAACUGGACGAUCCAAAAUGUCAUCUAAAAAUGUGCGAGCUACAGCAUCGAAAGAUAAACCAGUAAAAAUAAAUAAAAUAAUAUUGGGAUCUAUACCAACGAAAUUGCCUGUUGCGAGACAAACAAUUUUAAAAACAAAUCUAAAAGAUACGAAGAUAUCGAAUAUUUUAGAAAAUGUUAAGGAGAAUGAUAUUGUCGUUAAAAGAGAAAAAGAAACGAUUAAAAUCAAUCGAACGGUGGAUAAGAUCGACGACAAAAAAAUUGACGUAGAUAACGAUGGAUUUAAUUGUCGAACGGGGAAAGAAAAAUUAGAAAACAACUUAGAAACUUUAGAGAUCAAAACUGAAAUGGAACGAUCUAAUAACAGUGAUGACGGCGAAUCAGGUUCCGAGCACGAUAACGAAGAAAAUGAAGAAGACGAAGAUGAUGAUGAUGAAGGAGAAGAAAAAGAGGUUUCAGACGUCGAAGAAUCCAGUUCGGUUUUCGAUAGUUCCUCCUCCGAGUCAGAAAAUUUUACCGUGCUAAUGAGAGAAGUUCCUAAGUCUAGCUCGGAGAAAAGUAACUCUGUCGAGAGUCUGAUCACCGUUGAAGAUCAAAUAGAAAAGACGUUGCAGGCUAUAAGAGCCGAAUUAUCGAAUUACGAGUCUGACGAAUUAGAGGAAAAUGAAGAUUUGAAACUCGACGAGAGAGAUGCGAAAAAAGGGGGGAAUAUAGAAAAUGAUGAUUCGUCGUCUCUGAGCGACGAAAUAUUUGAGGAAGCAAUAUCUGAUGUGGAAGAGUCCAUUGACAUUAAUAUCGCUAAGGUGAACAAAAUAGAAAUUACUCAAAAUGACAUUAAAAUAAAGACUUCGGAAGAUUCGUCGAUCGUAUCGAAGAGUCGCGAUGAAAAAACGACAAUAGAAAAACAAAAAUCAAAAGAAUCUAAUAAUAAGAUAACGAGAAAUAAAAUGAAAUAUAAUUUGAUUAAUGACGAUGCAAAUAAAAAUACGAGUAACGUCAAUGAAAUAUUAAAGAAAAAUACGGGUAAGAUCGCGAAAUUAGAGAAAAAGAAUUUACAUGAUGGCAAUACGAAAGACGUGAAAAUAAUACAAAGCGUUAAAACGUUACGAGAGGUCGAGACGAAUGAUAAAAAUAAAAGAAAAAAAGAUAAGGAAGAUACACGAGUUACGCAGAGUAAAAGAUUUUCUUUAGUAGCCAGUUGUAUACGUCGAUUCGAGGGUGAAGAUAAAACAGAAAGGAAACGUAAUGAAGUUGAAAAUGUCAACGCUACGAGAAGAGAGGGAUCUCCCAAAACGGAAAGGGAGAGAACGGCACGUAGAUUGUUAGCUGAGGGACGUGCAUCGAAUUACGAGGAGGCUGAAGUAGCUGCCAGUUUAUUAGCUCUCAAAUUCGGGGAUGCAGAAGCUAUUCAUGCCGCUAAGGAAUGUGGUAGUGUCGAGUCGGCUCUUGCAUUUUUACAACAAGAAUGCGAACUUUGUACCGGACGUUAUGCGAUGAGUCAGAUGAUAUCCCUGUUGAAAUGUACACAUCGCUGUUGUAACGAGUGUGUCAAAAAUUAUUUCACCAUUCAGAUAAGCGAUAGAAAUAUAAUAGACGCUGUAUGUCCGUUUUGCAAAGAACCUAAUCUGAGGGAUGCGAACGAAGAUGACGUUCUAGAAUAUUUUAGUAAUCUAGACAUUCAAUUAAAAUCACUUUUGGAUCCUCCUAUUCACGAACUCUUUCAAAGAAAGCUAAGAGAUCGGACUCUUAUGCAAGAUCCUAAUUUUAAAUGGUGCAUUCAGUGCUCGAGUGGCUUUUAUGCGGACCCAGAACACAAGAGACUGAUCUGUCCUGACUGUAGAUCUAUAACGUGUGCCUUUUGUCGGAAGCCUUGGGAGAAACAACACGAAGGUAUAACUUGCGAACAAUUCGCAGCUUGGAAAGAUGAAAAUGAUCCAGAUAAUCAAGCGGCUGGUUUAGCGAAACAUUUGGCCGAUAAUGGUAUUGAUUGUCCCAAAUGUAAAUUUCGAUAUUCUUUAUCUCGAGGAGGUUGCAUGCAUUUUACCUGCAGUCAAUGCAAAUUUGAAUUUUGUUGUGGUUGCGGUAAAGCUUUUUUUAUGGGUGCUAAAUGCUCGAUUAGUCCCUACUGCGCAAAAUUAGGCCUUCACGCUCAUCAUCCGCGCAAUUGCCUCUUCUAUCUUCGCGACAAGGAACCCGCACAAUUACAACAAUUACUCAAAGAGAAUGGCAUUGAGUACGAUACGGAAGGGCCAAUAGGUGAAAGGAAAUGUAAAGUUCAAUUGCAAAAGGAAACCCCAGCGGGUGUUGUCGAUGCAAUUUGCAAUUCGGACGUCGUCGAGGGACAAGCUGGUUUAUGCAGGAUUCAUUACGUCGAGUAUCUUGUUCGAAAGAUACGUUCUACGCAGUUGGAACCUCUUCCGCUGUUGAAUGUAGACGAUCUCGAGACUUGCGUUAAACGAAGCGGCUUAAAGCUACCUCCAAAUUGGCAGCACUACAUUGAAUACUUGGCGGGCCUGGUACUCAAAAGCAAGCUGGACCCUGUGGCCAUCUUUGACUUGAACGACGCCAAGCAAGAGUUGCGCCGACGGGGAAAAGUUCCCCCUGCGAAGGACCAGGAAAUGUCCGAGCGGGAUUAUCUCCAGGCGUGUAUUCAGAUUGUACAAAAGGAAAUUCCACUGGAAUAGUAGGAAAUAAACACGUGAGAAACCUUCAAGAUUCUAUAAAAAAAAAAAAAAAUCUACGUUCCACGUAUUUUAAUGCGGUACUUAUUUAUUUUAUCAGUACCCAUCGUAUGUAGGAAGCAAUUCAAAGCUCAAUAAAUUACUAUGUAGGCAAUGAG